AUGGCCUCCAAUGCAAACGAUACUGUCAACCUCAGACCCCAUAUAUUGCUGUCGCCCUAUGUGGAAUAUACCAUCCCUUCUGACACUAAAGAACCAAUUUCGGAAGUGAGAAUUGCGGAUAGCCCAUGGUACGUCGCUAGGCCAGAAUGCUCUACCCAUUUCGAAGCUCCAUUGCAUAGGGAGUGGAAGAGUCAAGUCACUCGAGGCGAUUUGAAUGCUGGACGCUUUAACCAUAUCAGCAGCACGGGUGACAGUCCUAUCAAGCUUUGCUGUAAGGCCGAUCUGAUCAAUGAGACUGAACAUCAACUCCAAAGUGUUGACCCUCCCGAAGAUACCUGCUAUGCCUCGAGCGGACAUCACAUUAUCGCCAUACUUAGUGAGAAAGAGAAAGCUCUGAUGGGAAAUGCUUCUCCCCUUCCUGGGUUCCCCUCGGAAGAUUUUAAAGGUUCGAUCACAGUACCACUCCAAGAUCGAGAAGUAACCUUUUCAAGAUAUACGGAAGACGAUACCGACUAUGUUCGAUCUGGGUCAGAGAUGCCUGGUCUGAAGACAGCAAAAGGCAAGAUCAACUAUCCAUUUGGAGAAAGAGGGCGCAGAACGAGCCGUUUUGACGAGACCGAGUUCUUCAAGCUUGGGGCGGCCGCUUUCGCUGCGUCGUCGAGAUGA
Kwoniella mangroviensis CBS 8507 is the source of this 666-nucleotide messenger RNA. RefSeq lists its product as uncharacterized. The record is from RefSeq and is a predicted model, not a curated record. Bases 1 to 666 code for a protein of 221 amino acids. The transcript is spliced from 2 exons. NCBI's taxonomy places the organism in Eukaryota, Fungi, Basidiomycota, Tremellomycetes, Tremellales, Cryptococcaceae.